This is a messenger RNA of Spirometra erinaceieuropaei, 4299 nucleotides long. The record is from the annotation of a GenBank genome assembly. NCBI's taxonomy places the organism in Eukaryota, Metazoa, Platyhelminthes, Cestoda, Diphyllobothriidea, Diphyllobothriidae.
AUGAGGCGCAUUCUAGAAUUUCGCCAUAACUACCAACAACCGACGGCCGUCUGCUUCUUUGACUUUGCCGCCGCGUUCCAUUCCGUCCAUCGGGAGUCCCUAUGGCGGAUAGUGGCGGUAGAUGGUGUAACGACAAAAAUAAUCGUCAUGAUCAAGGCCUGUUAUCGCAGUACUACUGCGAGAAUCCUGGUCCGCAACAAUCUUUCCGAACCGUUGAAUAUUCGGCCUGGCGUUCGACAGGGUUGUAUCCUGUCGCCCAUUCUGUUCAACUAUGCUAUUGACUGGAUACUCGGGAGAGCCCUACACGAAGGUGAUGGUGUUCAGUUUGCACCCCGACACCGACUGACUGAUCUCAAUUAUGCCGAUGAUGUCGCCUUAAUUGUUUCAAGUUUUGGUGAUCUGCAGUCUAUGGUGUCACGGGUGAACGAGGUCGCUAAAUCAGUCGGUUUAUCCAUAAACGCUGGGAAGACUAAAGUGUUUUCAAGCUGCAUCCCUGACCAGGAGAAGACCCACCUCGAGAUUGAUUGCUGUCAAUUUGAAGACGAAGACAGUUUUAAAUACCUCGGGGCGAGGCCGCUACCAAAUGGACAGAGUAAGGACUACAUUGUCUUGCGAAUUGAUGCUGUCAGCUGUGUUUUCUCAAGUCUUCGGAAAUGCCUAUGGAUCCGACGUGACCCCUCCAUCGCUAUUAAGAUUCGCGUGUACCGUACAUCUGUCCCGUCUGCCCUUCUCUACGGCUGUGAAUGCUGGGCUUUGCGCGUGGAGGACGAACGAAAACUGGAGGUAUUUGAUAACCACUGCUUGAGGAUUAUCCUUCGAGUGAAGUUCACCGACUUCGUCUCAAAUGAGACAGUCCGCGCUCGCUGCGACAACAUCGCAAGGAUAACUCAGGCCAUCCAAGAAAGACGACUGAGGUGGUUCGGACUUGUUCUUCGUCGUCCAUCUCAGGAGCUCAGUGUUACUGCCCUUGAUCCAGCACCGUUGCCCCGUUGGAGGCGUCGAAGAGGGAUUCAGUUCAAAACCUGGCUCGACGCAGACAUGGAGGUGGUUCAUGGAUCUUCGGUAUUCGGUCUCCGUCGUUGGCAAGGGGUUGGGCUGUCCAGAUCUGCUGUCGCGGAUCGUCACGCGUGGAGAGGUAUAGUUUUCGACAUCAUCGAGGCCGUCAGUCGUAUCAAGUACACGCAAGUACAAGUAUCUCCUUUUAAGAUCAAUAAUGAAGAGAGGGUGAAGGAGUGGUGGGGGGUUACCGAUUUCGAGAUGGGACACAUUCGUCUCAGUUUGGGCAUAGGGACUUAAUCUCGAGACCCUCUAGGAGCCAGAGAGCAACUAGUAGUACCUACGAAGAGAAUAGCAUUGUGCAAUAAUUUACCGUACUAACAAGUACGGUAAAUUAUUGCACAAUGCUAUGCUACUGGCUGCCUGUUGGCGGUUUGUGAAUAUUAAGCGGUUAUUCCGCAGUAGCUGAUGGAUUUCAGCUCAAAUAUUCAUAUCCAAUUUCGGACCGUGCCAGAAAAGGCCUGUUUCGAAAGAGUUACUCCAAGUUCGCGCAUUAAUUUCCUCGGAAAUUAAACAAGGCACGAAGAGAAUAGCAUUGCCGAAAAAACUAGGAAGACUGGAAUGGUCAUUCUCGGCUUACUAUGAAAUAGCAAGUCUUUAAAAUCAAACGAUAUCCCUUCGCGGACAAGAAAUAUAAGGAUGACAGCAUUCGCUGCAGUAUGAUUUCAAGAAAGAACACUGUACGCAUAUUUUCUAUGAAAUAGUCUUGCAUUUAAAAGGACAUCAAAAAGCGACGGCAAACAUUACUAAUACUUAAGUGGUCACUUCUUAAAAGCUGUGUUACCUACUGGCGGCCGGAAGGAAGGUCGGUAAAAUGCCGGCAUCCUGACAUGACCGAAAUAACUUGCCGCAUGGUGAUUACUAUUACAUUCCUACUUAAGUGAUCUUUGCAAAUUGAAAACAUCUCAGAAUUUCGGUUAACAUUUCACGAGCUAGCAUAUCUAACAAUCUUGGCGUGGUAUGCGACGCGAGGUACGCUGGUGAAACGCACGGACUCCUUGGCAGAAGAUUGCCCGUAUACCAAUUUGCAAUCAACCACAAGGACAAGCUGUGCUCAGUCUCCUUAAGCCUUCCAUAAACUCUGCUCGGUAUCUGAAGUUCAAGUUGGCAUUUUUCUUCUCGUCAGGUUACACAGGAGUGUUUGGAUCUAGUAGGAUGAUGUAGUUGUAUACAUUCGCUUUUAUAUACUAUAAAGCGUUAUGUAAGUAUUUUAGCGACCGGGGAUGUUCAGAAAGACACCCCGAGGAUAAUCUAAGACAAGUAAUUUUUGAAGUAGUAUAGGCUGAACGGAAUUAUUAGAUAUUCCAUUGAACUCAUCCAGACGUACAAGACAAAACACGGCUUGCGUGGAUAUGAAAGGUACUCUAAUACGAAAAUUGGAGCCACGGGCUGGUUGUCCUGUCGGUUGCGAUCGGGAACAUACAAGGGUUGAGGAGCGUUCACCGAUCGUUUUUGCGGUUGAGCUCGAGAGAGAGCCCUAAGUCACAAAGGGACGAGUGAGUUCCGUAAUAUAAAACGAUCGGUGAGCGCCCCUCUACCAUACAGUGGACAUUACCGAUAACGAAGAUCGAAUUGCCGAGUCGACCAGUGUAUAACUGAAACCUGAAGUCUUCUGCAUAAUUAAUUAGAUGCUGCGGGCCUGUGGAGAGCUGCAAACCAAAGCAAAUUUCUAUAUAACCUACGAGACAUUUAUAGAGUAAUGUGAAGAAAUCUCCAAACUCAAAAGGCAAUUUGGCGAGCAUACGUCUGCUUUCAAUAAAUUCUCUUCAGGGCUGUACAUUUAUAUGGCUAUUGAAGUAAUGAAUUAAAAGAUACGGGCAAGUAGAUAAUUAAGCUGUAGCUCGGGCUUGGAGAGGGGAGUGGAGGGGGAGAGUGAAACACCACAAUUUCAGUCAGCACCCGGGAGAAGGUGGGUCCCGGCGAAGGUAAUUACAUGCGGGUGGCUGGCUUGGUGGCUUUGACCCAUGAUAACUGUGGGACCUGUAGAAGUUCUUCUGUGCGCAUAGGACCGUAUCUUUUAAUUCAUUACUUCAAUAGCCAUAUAAAUGUACAGGCCUGAAGAGAAUUUAUCGAAAGCAGAAGUAUGCUCGCCAAAUUGCCUUUUGAAUUUUACAAUGGGAAUUUUCGCAACUCUAAAUCUCUAAACCGCAAGUUUUAACCAAACGAAUAUACGCAUUUUUCCAAGCAGUGUCCUUUGGAGGGGUUCGUCUCCAAAAGAUCGCCAGUCCUCUCUAAGAGAACCAUUUGACAGAUAAGCAGGAAACACAGACCCCGUUAAGAUCUUUUUACGUAAAUGGGAGCACCCUAAGUGUAUGACCCAAACAGUCAGAUGAUAUUUUUCAGCCUAGCAAACCUAAGCAAAUUUGGUUUUUUUCGAAAACGAACUUGUUGGAUUUUGCUCACGCUAAGUUCUUGCCAGAGAGUUGCUAUACGUCAAAUGUUUCCGAUCCUUCGUUGAUGCGUAAUAUGUGAAUGACUUGUUGCCGAUUGUUGAGCGCUUUCUGACAGUCCGAGUUCACACCAGCAAAGUAGUUUUCGCAUUUUACCGAUUGCGAACUUUUGUCAUGCACUAUUGCAUCCGUGGUUCAAAUCGAUAAUUGAUUUCCCGCGCCAGUGCAUUUGAAGAAGCCACAUUCAGCGGCGCAUGCAGCGGCCUAUAAAAUGACGCCUCUUCACGGAAGCUGCCAUCCACAGCCAUGAACACCCUCCUUCUCCUAACACUCGUCUGCUUGGCGAUUCCCGCCCUCAGCUAUGGCGGCUACUAUGAUUUCAGUGGCUGCAACACCUCCUACUGCCACUCCGGCAUGUACCACGGUUACGGUUGCAGCCAUGGCCACUGUAGCUACGUCUGUUACGGCAGCUACUGCGGUUACGGCGGCUACGGAGGCUGGGGUGGCUACGGCUGGGGCGGCUACGGCGGCUGGGGCGGCUACGGCGGUUGCCACGGUGGAUGGUGCGGCGGCUAUGGCGGAUACGGCGGUUACGGCUGCUUCGGUGGACACUGCGGCCACUACGACUUCAGCUCCUGUACCACGACAACCUGCGUGUCUGGCGGCUACCACGGCUAUGGAUGCCAUCACGGCAUGUGUGACUACGUCUGCUACGGUGGAUACUGCAGCUAUGGCAGCUACGGCUACGGCGGCUAUGGCUGGGGCGGCUGGGGCGGUUAUGGCUACUAAUGUGACGAUGGUUACUUCUAAGUGCAAACGGAGCCGCCAAUGGCCUCCAGGUGAUAGACUGUAA